CUACAUUCAGUUGAAUAGAACGUCGUGAUGAUCGCGACAAUCCUCAGUUUAGAAACAGAAUGCAAUAAUGAAUGAUCUAACAAAAUCAAAACGAUCAAGACAACUCACGUACAACAAACACCUCGUGAGAACCGUCAAACAAUAAAUAUACCUCGCUAAAAUAAUUAUCAAAAAUGUGUUUAUCUAAUCGUGGUGAUGUGACAUAAUAAAUAUAUACAUAUAUGUAUAUAUAUAUUAUAUAUAUGUAUAUGUAUAUAUAUAAAUAUAUUAAUAAAGUAGUGAACAGGUGUUGUUAAUAAUAUUUAAAUAAUUAAGUGUUAACGGUGAUGGUGGUGGUGGCGGGUUAGCAUCCGACCAUCAAUUCCUGGUGGAAAUACACAACACUAACGGGGAUUUUUUUUGUUGACCCUGAUUGGUGUUAAAAUUGCAUUGUCCGCUGAUACAAAAAACAUAACUCUUGUGUGUACAUAAAUAUUUAGUAUAUUAUUAUUAUUAUUAUUAUCAUUAGCAUCGUCAACAUCAUCAUCAUCAGUAGGAGCAGCAUCAAGAUGUCGUCGGGUCACAGCAGCCGAAGUAGUCGAGCUGCCCACAUAAGUUCUAUACUUCAAAAACUCCAAGGACGGUUUACCGACGCAAUGACUCCACCAAAAUUAUCAACAGAUAAACGUAUGCUCGACAAAACAUGGAAACUUAUGGACAAAGUUGUUAAAUUGUGUCAGCAUCAGCGAAUGAAUUUAAAAAAUUCACCACCAUUUAUCCUUGAUAUUCUGCCAGAUACCUAUCAACGGCUGAGAUUAAUUUACAGUAAAUAUGAAGAUCGCAUGUCUGUAUUACAUAGCAAUGAACAUUUUUGUGUAUUCAUAAAUAAUCUUAUGCGAAAGUGUAAACAAGCUAUUAAAUUAUUUAAAGAAGGCAAGGAAAAAAUGUUUGAUGAGACAUCACAUUAUCGUAGAAAUUUAACAAAACUAAGUCUCGUAUUCAGUCACAUGCUCUCUGAAUUGAAGGCCAUCUUCCCCAACGGCGUCUUCGCGGGUGAUCAGUUUCGCAUUACAAAGUCUGACGCCGCUGAAUUUUGGAGAGAGCGCUUCGGUAACAGUACUUUGGUUCCAUGGAAAAUUUUUAGACAUGAAUUAAAUCAAGUUCAUCCAAUAAGUUCUGGUCUUCAAGCAAUGGCAUUGAAAUCAACAAUUGACCUCACCUGUAAUGACUAUAUUUCAAACUUUGAAUUUGAUGUAUUUACAAGACUGUUCCAGCCAUGGUCUACGUUGCUACGUAACUGGAAAAUAUUGGCAGUUACGCAUCCUGGCUACGUAGCAUUUUUGACUUACGAUGAAGUUAAAGCACGUUUACAAAAAUAUUGCAUCACUAAACCAGGAAGCUAUGUCUUCCGAUUAAGUUGUACAAGAUUAGGGCAAUGGGCUAUUGGUUACGUUACAUCUGACGGUGAUAUUCUUCAAACAAUACCCCACAAUAAAAGUCUCUGCCAAGCAUUAUUGGAUGGUUAUCGGGAAGGCUUCUACUUGUAUCCAGAUGGACGACAUGUAAACCCAGACUUAACGUGGGCUGUCCAACCUACUCCAGAAGAACAUAUUAAAGUAACGGCUGAGCAAUAUGAACUUUAUUGUGAAAUGGGCAGUACAUUCCAAUUAUGUAAAAUUUGUGCUGAACACGACAAAGAUGUCAGGAUAGAGCCCUGUGGUCAUCUUCUCUGUACACCGUGUUUAACAUCUUGGCAGGUAGAUUCAGAAGGCCAAGGGUGUCCUUUUUGUCGUGCGGAAAUAAAAGGAACAGAACAAAUAGUUGUUGAUCCUUUUGACCCACGAAGAACACAUCGACCUGGCGCUCAAUCAGCAUCUGUCAGCAAUGCAUCUACUCCUACGCGGGAUCUUGACCCUGACACCGAGGAUAUCAUAGAACUGUGUAAUGGGAAUUGUAGUGGUUUAAUAUGUGAUGACUCUGAUGAAGAAGACGAUUCAAGUCCUGCGAGUUCACCAGUACCACCACGAAGAAUAGUACCAAGUCCUCCUCUACCUCCUCGAAGACCAUCACCCUCACCAACUCCAAAUAAUCAUCCGCGAAAUAGUAGUCGUCAUUUAACAGUACCUAAAGAAAAUGCACCACCACCACCUACUGUUACUGUUAUUCUUUCAUCAAGUGAAAAUCAUCAAAAUAAUAAAGCAACGACAGAAGCAAGGUAUGACAUGCUACACAGAGCAUCAUCACCAUCACCAAUACCACCAGCAGUUGUACGACCUCAUGUUAGAUUAUCUCACAUCAGACCACCGGCAUUACCUGAAAAAGCUGGACAACGACAUUUAUUAUAUCAAUCACAAUCACAAUCAACAACCACUGUGCCUCCAGUACCACCACCGUUAUCAGCACCACGACCACCUAAAACUACAAAUAAAGAUACUACUCCUAAACAAGAUCAUCAUUAUGAAAAUACAAUAUUAAUACAUGGAACCAGAGAACACGUUGUUAAAAAUAUAAAUUUAGAAAUGAACCGUGCUAAAUUCACGGCAUUAAUGAAAAGUAGAGAAGAACCCGGUGGAUCAUCAAUAAAACCUACCGAGGGUGCUGCUUAUGAAAAUGUUAACGUUGAACAUAUUUCAAGGCUUACUGCACUAGGUUUUGCACAGGAUGCUGUUAUAAGAGCCCUGGGAAUAAGUAGAAAUGAUUUAGAAAUGGCUUGCGAUAUUCUCAAUGAAUUUGCAACUAAAUCUUCUUGACCAGGUACAAAGACUGAUGGUUUAUGACCACCAGUACCUCCCCGUCGUUAUCUUUAAUGGGGAAUCUCUAAAACAAUAUCUUUAAGAUAAAUAACAAAAUCAUCACUAACAUCAGCUGCACAAAAUCUACAAAUUACUGAAAAAAUAAAACAAAUAUAUUUAUGAUAAAAAUUAAUAGUUGGCCACUGAUUCUUAAAAUAACACGAGUUAUCCGUAAAACAAUUCAUCAAAUUAAUCAAAAUUACUUGUCCUCUUUUUUUUUUACACAGCAUAUAAUAGUUACUAAUAGUUACCCUGUCGCUGUCAUUAAAUCACGUACUUUUUAAAUUAAUUAAUUAAUAAAUGUACCGAAAUAAAUUUUUAUACACUGACAGGAUUAGAAAAAAAAAUAAUAAUAGAUAAAACUUAAAGUAAUUACAAUUAUUUUAAUUAAUGGUACUUUAUGUUUGUAUUUAUAAUAGAAUAGACAACAAACAAAAAAAAAAAAUAACUUUUCAUGACAGAUAUUGUUUUUUUUUUAAUUAUUAUUAUUUAUUUAUUUUAUAAUGUAUUCAUCAAAUGUGAUAUUUAUAAUUAAAAUAUACGUACACAUUAUUCUGUACGUCACAUUAUGAAAUGUAUAUUUUAAAACUUAUCGGAAAAAAAAUCUAAACUAAACUGAAAAAAAAAAUAUCGUUUUUAUUUAACAAAUGACUGGCGUUCACUUACAAUAGUAAUUUAUUGUUAUUAUUAAUUGUAAUAAAUUAAUUGGAAUGACAAUAGCGGUAUUAUAUUUUAACAUAAUAAUGGUAUUUAAAUGUACAAGGUAACUCAAAUUUAAUCCUUUAAGAAUUAGGUUUUUAUAAAUUUCAUUAAUAAAAUAAAUUCUCAAAGGAUUAAAAAUUAUUGCGAUAGGACUGAUGGAAGUUAAAAAAUAAUAAAAAAAUAAUAAAUAAUAUUUACUUGUAAAUAUCAUUAACAAAACUAAUUUAUUGAAAUAUAUAUAUAAAUAUAUAUAUAACAAUAUCUCGUUUUGAUUUUUUAAUUAAUUAUAAGUGAUAAUUAUUAAUAUCACAAAAUAUAGCUGCGAUUUAAUUGUAUUUCUUGUACCUAUUAAUUAAUAAUAAAUAAUAAAAUACAUUUAAUUAAUUAAUUAACGAUCUGUAUUUUACUAGAAAAAGACUGACACAGCAGUCGCUAGAAAAUAAAUAUAUUGAAUAUUUAUUUAUUAAUAAUAAAAUUAUUAUUCUUCGAAUAAAAUUUAACUUUACAAACUGUUACACAAUUUCAUCAUCGUGACUAAUAAAUUUAGAAAUAUAAAUAUUAUUUUAAAAUUUAAUCUUGUAAACAAUUAAUAAACCUAGCUGUCCUAUUUUUCUACAAUUUAAUAAUUGCAACAAUGUAAUCAUAAAUUUAAAUUUAAAUAAUUAGUCACACAAAUACCUAAAUAAAUAAAUAAAUAAAUAUAUAGAAAUAAUCUCUAUUUAAACAAAUAUGUUAUAAUUUUAACGAAUAAUCGUAAAUAGGAUGUAAUAACAUUGUAAUGCCCUAUUUAGUGCAAUACUUAGUACAUAAGUAGUGAACUUACAAGUGAAUCUAUUUUAAAAAAAAUUAGUACAUAAUUUUAAUAAUUAUUUAAAUUUAAAUAAAUAAAUAUUGGCUGUAUUUAAUAUAA
Molecule: messenger RNA, 4383 nt
Organism: Microplitis mediator
Lineage: Eukaryota; Metazoa; Arthropoda; Insecta; Hymenoptera; Braconidae
Gene: Cbl
Product: E3 ubiquitin-protein ligase CBL-B
Exons: 8
Coding region: 549-2729 (726 amino acids)
Biological process (GO): cell surface receptor signaling pathway; negative regulation of epidermal growth factor-activated receptor activity
Cellular component (GO): membrane raft; plasma membrane
Molecular function (GO): calcium ion binding; phosphotyrosine residue binding; ubiquitin protein ligase activity
Source: RefSeq, a predicted model, not a curated record